Molecule: messenger RNA, 942 nt
Organism: Vicia faba (fava bean)
Lineage: Eukaryota; Viridiplantae; Streptophyta; Magnoliopsida; Fabales; Fabaceae
Source: the annotation of a GenBank genome assembly
AUGAAGCUCAUAUCAAUCAUCCUCUUUUUCUUUCUACUUCCCUUGGCAUUUGCUGAUCUCCAAUUAGGAUUCUAUGCCUCUUCUUGCCGAAAAGCCGAGUCAAUUGUGCAACAAGUUGUGCAGAAACGAUUCAGCCGUGACAAAACGAUAACCGCCGCCUUGCUUCGCUUGCAUUUUCAUGAUUGUUUUGUCAGAGGUUGUGAUGCAUCCCUCCUCAUAGACCCAACCAAGAACACCACAUCAGAGAAACAAACAGGCGCAAACGCAAGCGUUAGAGGUUUCGAUUUAAUCGACGACGUAAAGGAAGCAAUCGAAGCUACAUGUCCUUCAACAGUUUCAUGUGCAGACAUCAUAGCACUUGCAACAAGAGAUGCUGUGGCCUUAUCAGGAGGACCGAAAUACAACGUUCCAACCGGAAGACGCGACGGAUUAGUCUCUAACAGAAAUGAUGUUGAUUUACCAGGACCAGGCAUUGCUAUACCAGAUCUAAAAAAAUUUUUUGCAGCAAAAGGAAUCACAGUGGAAGAAAUGGUGACACUUUUGGGAGCACAUACCGUCGGUGUAGCUCACUGUGGUUUUUUCUUGAGUCGGUUAUCUAGCAAUAGAGAGAAGCCUGAUCCUACAAUGGAUCCUGCAUUGGAUACUAAGCUUGUUAACCUGUGCAAGUCAAGUAAUACUGCUGCUGCUUUUUUGGAUCAGAAUACUUCUUUUGUUUUUGAUAAUGAAUUUUACAAGCAGAUUCUUUUGAAGAGAGGUGUAAUGCAGAUUGAUCAGCAACUUGCUUUGGACAAAUCCACAAGUACUUUUGUGUCUAAUUUUGCUUCAAAUGGUGACAAGUUCGGAAAGAGUUUUGCAAAUGCUAUGAUAAAGAUGGGAAAAGUUGGGGUUUUGGUUGGAAAUCAAGGCGAAAUUCGCAAGAAUUGUAGGGUCUUUAAUAAAUAA